This is a messenger RNA of Amoebophrya sp. A120, 2528 nucleotides long. Lineage: Eukaryota; Dinophyceae; Syndiniales; Amoebophryaceae. The record is from the annotation of a GenBank genome assembly.
CGAAAAUGCUUGAUGAAGAUUUCCAGCCGUCCAUGACUGACUAUGUAGAAUUGAAGGAGGUAAAAGAAAAAGCAUUGCUGUGUUUCGCUUAGUUUCUUUCUAAAAAACUGCACAAUGAAUUUAGUUCUAGUAUCUCAGACUUUGUUCUAAAAAAUCUUGCCAAUCUGAACAUCCAAAGCGUUCCGUUCCUCUCCAAAAUGACGGACACCUCCAGCUCGUCCUCGUGCUUCGAGGGCUGCUUCAGCUUUCUGGGCUCCAGCACGAAGAGCACCUCCAUGAUAAGUUCGGGAAUAAGUGCGUCGGCGUCCUCCCCGAGCUCUGCAAGCACGUCGCUCCUUCCGCCCCUGAAUAUGGAUCCACCGACCAGAACCAGAAAAGCGGGAAAAGUGUCCGGGAAGGUGCGACUCCGUCCGGACGUGGAAGCGGACGUGGUCAAAGAUCUGAAUCUCCCCCCCGGAACCGCACCCGAGUCUUUGUUCGACGAGCCACUGUUCCUCAGUUUGAUGGAAAAGCUGAUUGGGCAAGCCAAGUACUUGCAGAACAACCCAAAAGCGGGCGUCAUACCACAGGAAGAGCGCGCAGCGAAAAUCGUGGUCGACGCUCUGAGGCCGUACUCCACGGAAAAGGGCGGGCCGUUACAGAUCGAGGUAGCCGCGAUAGUACUGUUUGUAGCGUCGGAGUCUGUUCGAGAAAUCAACACGGUAAUCUGGAAAAGCGAAAAAUGGAAAAUUGAAAUUAUGCGCUCUCACUUAUAGUCGCCUCACUCUGGUGAUUUCCGCAUCAGAAGCAGAAUGAGCUUCCGCUUAGUUCGUGACUGUGCAGAACCGCUUAGUUAUCACACCUUCCACCCUCAGUAUCUGACAUAGGUACUCACCGCUCUACUGCGCACGCGCCGCCAGCGCCAAGCAUGCUUUCGCUCCGCCCUCUUUCUCAGCUGCCGCCGAAGAGCCAUAAAUCGUAAUUUGCCUGAUCAUGAUGAUGAUCUUGAUCCGCACUCCUACAUCGCUUACAACUUCUCAGCAUGUUUGCGCAGCAGUGGCCUAAGGAUACUUCUCAUCAUGGCCACUUGAUGUGUUUCUCUGAAGAAGAUCGGGAACAGUACAGCAACAUCAACAUCUCCCCCCACCCUUCACUCAGGUCCUCACCUACGUGCCAAAAAGGCCGAACGUGAAGAUUACCUACCCUUCUAGCACCAAAUCAAAACGGACGGUGGGUUUCGUGGGGUCGCACUUCGACGUCGUGCCUGCCAACCCCGAGGAGUGGGCGCGCGACCCAUUCAAACUCACCCGGGAGGGGGACAGACUGUACGGGCGUGGCACCACCGACUGCCUGGGCCACAUCGCACUGGUCACCACGUUUAUGAAGUUCUUGGCGGCGAGCAAGGUGCAACUGGACAUGAACGUGGUCUGCGUGUUCAUCGCGGCAGAGGAAGGCGGCGAAUUCGGGGUCGGGGUGGACAAAGUCCUGGAGGACGGAAAAUUGGAGGAGCUGAAAAACGGUCCCGUCUACUGGAUCGAUUCGGCAGACUCUCAUCCCUGCUGCGGCACUUCCGGCGUCACACAGUGGGAGCUCAAAGCGACCGGUCGCCUCUUCCACAGCGGCUUGCCGCACAAGGGGAUCAACGCGAUUGAGCUGGCGAGCGAAGCCGUCAGCGAAAUCCAGCGAAACUUCUACAAGGACUUCGGUCCAGUCUCGGAGCAGGCACGAUACGGGUAUAAGAUUUUUCAUGCAGGGUGGAUACCUCGGCUUCGAAAACACUUUUUGCCAAUUUGCGAAUUCUGCGUGAGUUUUUGAACCAAUUUCAUCACCAAAUCCCACAGGUUCACGGUUGGUAGCACGAUGAAGCCGACACAGAUUUGCUGUUCCGAGGGCAGCCUGAACCAGAUCCCGCCGUGGUGCAAGAUCAGCGGGGACAUUCGGCUGGCGCCCUUCUACGAUAUUCUCGAGACCAUGGAUCGUGUGGAGAAGUACGUGGAGCACAUUAACACGAAUCUCGAGUCGCUGCAGACCCGCGGUCCCCACUCGAAAUACGACAUUAGCGCCACAGCGCCGGAAUCGGAAAUGCAGCGGGGUACUGUCGAGAUUAGCUGGGGCCAGAGCAAAAAGAACGCGCUGCUGUAUGCCGGAAUCGCGUGCGAGCUGGAAAGCCCAGGGCACAAAGCGCUAGUGCAGGCCACGGUGGAAGCUAAAGGUACUUGCAGAGAUUGAAAUCUAAGAAAAUUUUUUCUAGGCGGAUUAAGCACAGCAGCUGCACCGAAAUCAUGAUAAAUUCAUACGAAUUCCAGUUCGAAAUAUUUCCUACAAAAAUAGGUCAAGAAAACUGCAAGCCCUAUUCCAUCACGGGGUCCCUGCCCCUGGUCGCUUUGAUGCAACGGCAGGGCUUCGACUUGCAGCUGGAUGGCUUUGGACUCAUGAGCGUCUACCAUGCCGUCAACGAGUACUGCCUACUCUCCGACAUCCGUAAGGGGCACGAAAUUCUAGUGCGCAUCGCAUGCUUGCUGAACUCCGCCAAGCCGGCUAGCAAAUAG